AGUAAUAAUUUAUCGCAGGUAUCGUUCAACGGCAGUUCUGAGACCCGAGAAAUGGUACAACUCUCUGGUGGGCAGAAGUCUCUUGUCGCACUGGCGCUGAUUUUUGCCAUCCAAAAAUGUGAUCCAGCGCCGUUUUACCUUUUCGAUGAAAUCGACGCAGCUCUUGAUGCACAGCAUAGGAAAGCAGUUGCAGAUAUGAUCCAUGAGCUUGCGGAGAACGCACAGUUCAUCACUACCACUUUUCGUCCAGAAUUACUUGAAUCAGCAGAGAAGUAUUAUGGUGUCAAGUUUCGUAAUAAGGUAAGACCAUUGUUUCCCAUAUUGAUGUGGUUACUAAAGAACAAGCCUAUGACUUUGUGGAAGAUGACACCACACAUGGGUAAGAACGACGGUGUCUACGUGGCGACGGAUGAUAUUGUACAUUAUUAA
Strongylus vulgaris is the source of this 429-nucleotide messenger RNA. Lineage: Eukaryota; Metazoa; Nematoda; Chromadorea; Rhabditida; Strongylidae. The record is from the annotation of a GenBank genome assembly.